GGCCGAAUACAUAGCUCGCAGUUUGGUCCCCACUUUUCUCAUUUGCUCAUGUAUGUGGAUUUUGUAUAUUAUGUACUAGGAUCGUUCUGUGCACCCUAAGUGCAGUACCACUAACAAAUAUUUUGACUGCUGCAAACGGGAAUUACUCACUCUUUCCCUGUAGUUUUUUGCUCUUCACUGUGGUUCAUGUGAAACUGGGUUGUUUAGCAUGUUUUAGUUUGUCCAAGGACUGAUGGUAAAUGGAGACGGUUUUUUCGGUAAGCUACUUCAUUUGCUGUUUUUAAUGGUGAUUUGUUAUUACACAUGUUAAACGUUAUUAUCAAACCUGUAUUUAAUUAUAACCCCACACAAUCGUCAUUUUAGGUUCACUAUGUUUAAGACUUCUCAUAAGCUGUCAAGUGUAUUUCAAAACCUCUACUGCGAUUCUGUGCUUGACUGGCAGGAGGAUAUUUCGCUCAAAGAUUAGGCUCCUUCCCAUUCGUAGAACGUCAUUUCGUCCUGCCGAUACGUGUUGGGCGUAACAGAUGUAGACGUUUUCCAGUGUUUAUCAGUCUUAGCCUCUCUUUGUUAACCUUUGAUUAUCAAGGCUCUACAUAUAGAUUUUUUGGUACUUUUUAAAUUUGUCACUAUCCCUACUGAAAAUACUACUCAGCAACUUAUCCACUGCUGCCUUGAAAUGGUUUAUCUAAUUUAACCAUAACGUCAACUCACGUGUUAUCAAAAAUCAUCUAUCAUUGUCUACUUAAGAGUUAAAGGUUGCACUAGUCAACGGAUCUAGGUGUUAUACAUGUAUUGUGCGUGGAAAAUACUUUGACAGUGAACUUCACUUAAGCAUGUUUUAGUAGGCCAUACUUUAGUGAUAGUACCAGCUGGCUAUCAUUUAAUGACAGGAAAUAUUUCGCUGUGCUUACCGCAAAAAAACCUUAUGUCCACGUGACGAGUGCAGUAUAUCCUUAAUUACAUCGAUGUCGACUUCGUAGCUUGAAUAUAUUCGUCCAUACACAAUGAGUGAAUUAAACAACUGGUAGUAAUAACUACUUAGUUUAUCAUCGUACCGAAGUCACCAGUAAACCUGCUUAAAAUACUACUGUUUUUUCUUCCAUUUCUUUGUCUCAAUUGAGUUUCUUCAUAAUUAUCUCGCUUAUCAGACGUUACUGCACCAUUAUCAAACAUCUUGACAUUUUUCUUAUAAUGAGUAACAUCAGUAGGUUUAGUAAGUUGAAACUGAAUGAUCGCUCAUAAUCACCAACUUGCAGUCUACACAAGUCAUAGACCAUGUUUCAUAUUCACAAUGUAAUGUGAAGUGAUUUGUUCCACAUUGUACUGCACUGCCUUGUGGAUUGGAUCUUUAUAUCGAAGGCUCCGGGUGCGGUCCCCCAAGAAAACCACCUGCUUCGGUUUGGGAACCCGGGCUGUGUAACAGCCCACACACAAAUCAAGUGACUUGUAUAGUGCAUAUGUAUCCGGUGCCUCCUUGUACCAAUUUUUGUGUUAAAAUAAAUAAAUAAAUAAAAUAGGUCGUCCUAUUUAAAACUAACUUGAACUAGGCCCAGUCAUUGAUUUGAAAAGUAAUUUUAAAUGCUAUGUAUUCGGUCCAUUAAUCUAUUUCUACCUUCUCUCUCUUAAUUUUACGUUUUUUGUUAAGUUUGUUUCUUAAGGUAUCUUAAGUUUUUCCAUUAGUCAUGUGAACAAUUGAUGACAUCGAACAGCAAAUAUCUUUCAGAUACCUUCAUAUGAAUUCAAUAUCACAGUUGGUUUGGAAUAUUUUUGUCAAGUAUGCUACGAUAAUACCUUAAUACGACAAUAAAACUAGUCACGUUAUAUUAGAUCCAGUAUUCGCGACCUAGAAUAGUGUCAGAUUAACACUAGAUAAUACUUCAUCCAAGGAGUCACUCUCAGUGUUUAAAUAAAUAAAUAGACGGAUAGACAUCUCGCUUCACAAGCGGCUCAAGACAUUUUAAUCGAACACUGUUGGCUAUAUAACAGGUUAUGGAGGACUACCAAUUGUAUAUCUCAAUUAAUGAGUAACAGUUUUCUUCACCACUUAUUAGAUUUUAUGGUAGAUGUCCUUGUAAAAACAAAACUUCCCAGAGACCAAUUUAACAAAUGUGCAUCGAAUUUAAAUACCCAGGUGACAGUAUUAUUUGAUAAAAAUGGUCACGAAGUGCAGAGUUUUUUGGUAGCGCUGAGUAAUAAUAAAAGGAUAUUUUAAAUGCAUUUCUUUCCCCCCAAAUAUUGCUUUUGCACAUGUCUGCGUCACAGCCUAGACUGAUCUCAGAAGUUAAGUAGUUGAGUGCACUAGUUACUUGAUUUAACCGGUCUUAGUGAGUCUGGGUCUGAUGAAAUCUGACACAUUUGGUAAAGCCUUACAGCAAAGGUUCUCGAUCGAGAGGGUUGGAGGUCGCAUUUAGGUCAGGGAAUAAUGUUCAAAUCAAGAGUUAGUGCACAUGUAUCCUAAAACCUGCUAUAGGGUAAAGUUUCAAACAGCAGAUGCGCACAGUGGUCUGAAAACAGCCUAGUUUUUGUUUAGCUUGCUGUCCAUAAACCUCAUUCUCGCGUUUGCUUAUCAUAGAGAGUUAUAACAACGACAAAACCACUUACCAGAGGAAAAUAUUCAUUUAAUAAAAUGACAUGCUUAUAUGCAAAUUAUUAACACAAAAUAAUAAAAUGUCAUGAGCAGUUGAGAGAAAUAAGUUUGCACGUCACUUUUCAAUUACUUGGCACAUGAUUUUUGAGCAUGUUUUUAGUCUUACCUUAAGCUUAUUUAAUGUACUCAAUUUUAGUCUUUGGAAUCCAUGUUUUUGUUUGUUUUAUCAUCUUCAACUGUCUUAUUGGCAUUUUCUCACCACCGUCCCCCUUAAACCCAGCCUUUGUCGCACAACUUAAUCCAUAGCGAUAUGAGCGAAUGAAGUGCGUGAUGUAACUGAAGACGUUAUUGGUCCUCAUGAGAUCGCUUAUUGUGUGGCUUGCGGAGGUUGGUAUGGCGUAUGUGGUGUGGUUUCAGCCGAGACCUCAAUCGCAGAUUCUGAACUUGAAAUUCAAGAAUUUCCAUUAAUGUCAUUGUAUCGUUGCUAAUGCUAGAUCAGGAAUAAACGGUUGUAUAAGCACAUUUGAAUGAAGUGGCCUCCAAAUGCCCUGGUACGGCCGAUAGUGGGGAGAGUCCGCUCUCCCUCUCGAAAUUCUCAUAUGGCCACGUGUAUACAGCCACUACCACGGAAGUCCUAAUCACUGCCUUCUCGUGGCAUUACUGUUGUUUACAAAAUUGAAAGGACGAAAAGCGAAUGUCCGGCACCUUAACCGGGUUGGUGGACAUGGAGAGUUCAUCUAGGGGAGUUGAAAAACCGUGAUUCCAAACGAAUGGUACACAUGGGCUCCAGUAUCCUGAAGGAACAAAUGGCGUAUGAACCAAUCGUUGGUCACCGGCUACCAUCGGACUGCAUCUCCUUACGAUGCUCUAAUGCCUUGUGGAUCAGACCUUCAGAUCGAAGGCUCCGGGUGUGGUCCCCUAAGAAAACCACUUGCUUCGGUUUGGGAACCCGGGCUGUAUAAUAGCCCACACACAAAUCAAGUGACUUGUAUAGCGCAUAUGUGUUCAGUGCCUCCUUUUACCAAUUUUUGUGUUAAAAUAAAUAAUUUGAAUGAAGUGGUUGCUAUUAUCUGCUCAGCAGGCUGGGACUCAAAAAGGCUCCCAAUCGUGUUUUAGCUUCAUUUACCUUAUAUACUUCGGGGUUGAAGCCACGAGCUACGAUUACCACAUGUGAGUAUAGCUUUCUUUAAGAUAUGAGAAAGCUUUUUUCAAACUCAUCUUUUGAUUAGUAUGGGCUGCAGUCAGUGGGGGACAGGUAGAAAUGGAAAAAAGGCAACGAGCUUAUCUACAUCUUUAUUAGUUCUUACUGUAUCAUUUAACCAAACUGCACAUAAGCGACUGUCGUUAAGAUUCCACUUUCAUGUGAAUAAUAUGCAUGAACGUCACUAAAUUCAUGGAUUUUAAGUUGGAACUUCGUUGGCACACAUCACUAUUAACUACUUUCCAAAAUAUUAAGCAAAUCUGAACCUAUCCAUUUGAAGGUUUCACAACAGAGUUCAUUCGAAUCUUGGUGGAGAUAUAUUCUGAACAUUACUCAACAUUAAUAAAAGUAGUAAUAUGCUUGUAAUAUUUCAUUGAAGGUUGAAUCUCGGACAUUUUGCGGCUGCAUAUCGAUUCUUUAGAGGACAAAUAAAUAAUCAAAUUUUUUCUCUGAAGAAUCAACGUACAAUAAGCCACGAAACAUCAGUAUUUCUAUUUCCCACUCAUUUGGAUGUUACAGAUAAGUCAUCGUCUUUAUUAUUUACAAUCUAUCCAAUGCUAAAUUCAUUUGGUAGUGUUAAAUCAAACCUUGGUGAUGAUAUAUAGAUCCAUUAAUGUUUUUUCGUUAUCUCUAAACGAAGUGCAACAGUUGACAAUAUACAUCAAAUAAAAGAUAAAUCUUAUCACCAACUAAAUUUGCUUGUCAGAUAUUGUGGUUCUAGCUGUUGACUUUACUACACAGUUCGAGUCCCUGGUCGUUUAUGUAAUCAUUAAAUACCCGUUUUUUAGGUUGAAUAGUAAGGAUCGUAUUUCUACGUUUGCAUAUCAUAGUAUACUUGUGAACAGUCCUUGAUACGUCCGUGCACUGUGCCAGUAAUUCGUGACUCCGUCUUCAAUACCGUGAACGAAAUUAUUCCAUUGUCUUUUCCCUAUCCUACCAAUUAAAGGCACUAGUUUGGAGAAACAACUUUUCGUUAACUCAGUGUAAUCAAUUCGAAAACACUAAGUUUGUCGACUACAUACCAAUAAAAAAGGAUUAGAAUAUUUAGACUGUUUGCCAAAGAAACAGAAUAUCGUAAAAAAUGUACUGAAAUUUCGUGAAUAGUGUUCACAUUGACUGAUUUACUAUGCCAGAAUUUCAACCUAACUGACAUUGAUUUGUUUUUCGUAAGUUGGGAUAUGAGUUCGUGUUCACAACAACCUAAUUUCCGAUGCCGAUUUGAGAUAUAGCAUUCUCCUGAAGUUCAAAAUUUAAAUAUGUCAGAUUGCUACCAGCCGUCAAUGCUGCAUGUAUAUACAGGAGUAUAAUUUUGUUGUUUGCAUAUCCGGGUUCUAAUCAUCCACUAACGUUCUCAAAACACUUUUUUUGGGUCACUUACUUUUCGUUGUAAGCGAAUACGAAGCUGUUAGUGGGAACAUCGUGAAGAAAAACGAAACCAUGAUCCGCCUUAGCACUAGAUAGAUUAAACGUUAUUAUUAUUGAUGGCUUUAUUCAAUAUUAUAUUUUGGUACAGAAGUGUCUAGCUCACCCCCAGUUAUUCUUCAUUGACUAUUACUCAAUACUUAGAGUAAAAAGUUAACAUCAGCCCCCAACUCAUGGAGAAGUCGAAGUUGGAUAAGCUACGUAUCAGGCCUAGAAACUACUUUCCCUAUUUAGUUUUGGGAUGUACAAACUAGUGAGAUUAACAGUUUAGUCGUAUAACUUUCCACAAAUUGAUUUUCAUUCUGUAAGCUCACACAAGAUAGAAUUAUUGGCAAGUGCUUCGUCAAAAUACGUCUUUUUUUGCCUGUCCUGAGUAAUGUAAAAAUAUCUAGGGUUUAUUUUCCCCUAAAUACGCGAAUACAAUCUGGCUACAGAAAAUAAAGCAACUGAGAGCGUUUUGUGCGUCUCAUUACCCGUGGUUAGUUGAUGAUUAACAAAACCUUGAUAGGAAGAGAAUUAGUUCGGCUUUGUUAACUUUGUUCAUCUGUGGCUCAUCAUAGACCUACUGCUAGAAAUAACGUCUUCGUCGGGAAUCGAUUUCCUAUCAGGAGGUCCACUUAUUGACUUAGAAAACAAAGAUAAUAUAGUCCCGCUUGGUAAAGUAGUCUAAUGCAUCGAUAACUUCACUUAUCUUGGAAGUCUGACCAGCGCUAAUGGUUUGGUGUCGGACGAAAUCUCAGCACGGAUUCAAAAAGCUCGUUUGGCUUUUACCAACGUACGUCACUUACGGCGAAGUCAAAAUAUUCGUCUAUUAAUUGAGGGACGAGUAUACUGUGUGACAGUUCGUCCUGUUCUACUUUACGACUACGAAACGUGGCCAUUAAGAGCAGAAGAUACUCGUAAGCUGCUAGUAUUUGACGACAGAUGUCUUAGAAAUAUUGCUCGCAUCACCGGGUAAGUAAAAGUGAGGUUGGACGCAGGGUAUUAGGAAAUGAUAGUAAAUCAGUUGAUGAAGUAGUGAAUCUUCAUCGACUGAGAUGGUUGGGCCACGUGUCGCGUAUGCCUGAACUCCGAUUACCACGACGUGUAAUGCUGACUAGUGUUGAGGAUGGUUGGAAGAAAUUUAGGGGUGGGCAAACUACAACGUGGCAUCAAUCCUUGAAGUCACUAACUCCUGGUCUGAGUCGUGUUGGUAGAUGCAGACUACUUGUUUGGGGUUCGCGCGACUAUCGUAACCAAUGAUUAGAGAUUCUGGGUAGCAUAGCUCAGAGUCAAUCACAAUGGUGUAGGUGUAUACACUCUCUGUCUUCCCUUGAACUGUGAGAUGAAAGUUGCUUUUUUAUCUUUCUUUCUACCAAUUAAUUCUUUCUUCUUGUACUAUAUCCUUAUGCACAAUCUUUCUUUUAUAUAUUACUACCAUUGAAGUAACUUCAUCUUGUUGUGCUAAUGAGGUGGGGGGAUUUGAAAUGAUGCAUAUAUGUACCUGGUCCUACUUUGUAAAUAAUUGACUGACAGAUGUAGACGUAUGCCUUGUAAAGUGCGUACAGUUCUUGGUUUAUUCCGUUUGCUUUAUAUUGUAGUAUGGAAUCACGAUCUCGAUAUGUAGGGGAUAUAUGUAAAAAUUAGUAUUUAAUUGUGGUCAUAUAAAAAUAUUGAUGGUAUAUUCUAAAACUGCUGAGUUAAUGUUACGGAGAUUAUUUUGAGGGUACUUACUAAAAUCCGGAAAUCGGUUGGUAAGGUUGUGAUGGUUAGAUGACUUGUCAAACGUAUUCACUCCAUAAAGUCAUUAAUAAUUAUUCUUAGUCGUUUGCGGGUGUGCAAACAUCCAGUUUGAAGUUCAGAUAAUACUCAUAAUCGAUGGUGGGAUACAUUGUAUGACAUUGUUUAAAAUCAGUUACAAUGACUCACAUGUAUGUAUAUUUUUAUUUUACCUACCAAUCUUUAAUUUUGCUAUUGUUUCAUAUAUUUUGUUUCUUGGUUUAAUUUUCUGUUCUCCAAAAGAUAUUGUUUUCAUUUAGUAUUUUACAAUCAUUGAUAUUACUAAUGUUUGGUUUUCAUCGUUGUUUCCCUUUACCGUGUUGAUAUUAACUGCAUAACGGAUAUACGUGCUCCUUUUUCUAAUCUGUUAAAUAUUAAGCAAUGGCAUAUUAUCAAUUUAUGGAUCUCGAUGUUUAUUUGCGUGUACCCGCGCCCAGGUAGUAAGGAUUUUAUUACAUUUGUUUUUACAUAGUUAUGAAAAUUUUUAAUAUUUUUGUACGAUUGUUGCUUACAUAUGUUGUUUGAACCAGAUUCCCUCACCCAAAUUUUUUGAUGUUGUCUUGUACCUCAGAACACAAUUUGUUAUAUAUGUGUUAAGUUUAGUAGAACUUAAAAUAUUACUCCUAGUUGGGUUGUUCGUUUAGAUACAAAUACUGAAAUAAACGUAAGUUGUACGUUUUCCCUCCGUUAAAUUAGUUAAUUUUAAGUAUUUUGAACCGCUUUUCUCUACUCAAAGUUCUAACCAACUUAAAAAUUUUCACAGGUACCCACCUCUAUUUCCGUCACUGAAAGUGGCGUUACAAAUACCGUCCACAUUGAUGUCAAUAUUGGGUCUGUUCAGCCGGGUUCUUCAAAAUAUUCACACCCAACAUCUUUGGGAAUUACCUGUUCAGAACAUGCUUCCAAUGUCUUGGACGACCUCACACCGUCCCUCUCUUUGACCACAAUAGCGCCUGGGAAUUCUUCAAAUCGUUUGUUGCCGUUCACAGACGAUCUUGGUUUAUGCAUUAAACACUCUCCUGAUGUGUCACCCUUAGUCGAUGAUGACGAAGAUGUACGUUCACUCCUAGCAGCAGCAGCCGCUGUUGCGGCUGCCGACUCCAGGGUUCAUCAAGGUUCACCGUCAGUUCGUUCUUCUUCUGGACUUAACACUCCACCUGAUUCAAGAAGUAGUCGACUUAUGGACACAAUCACUUGCAGACCAAUGUCAGUUGGUGUUUGCGAUCAAACUCAGGUCAUUCACUCAAUAAAUAGUGUUCCUAUGUUAGUUUCGAAUCAUAGUUUGUCAAGAACGCCCUAUGCACAUAGCGAUGACCCUCUUGCAAUCCUAAUCCCAACACACACAACACAGUCUGUGUCUACUAAUUAUUUGUUAUCCUCCAGUGUUUCUACUCCAUGCAGCUCUCCUCUAACAUUCCGAUCUCAUUCCCCUAUUCGGACACAUUUAGAUGGUAGACAUACGUCCGAUAUGCUUCACCAUAGUUUAUCCUGCGAAUCUCAUUCUAUCGAGAAUGAACGUACAAAUUCUUCUCUCUCAUCAGUUUCUCACUUCCCCCCACCAAAUACACCGCCUGUGCAUAUGGACAGUUAUAUAACUCGUCAAAAUCAUGACGAUCAGGUUUUUAAUUCAAAUCUUUUACUUCUAAAGGAUACAGUUCAUACUUCAUGUGUGCCACUAAGCUCUCCUAAAAUAAUUUCAGAAUGCAACUCAUCUGGCCAUACUACCAUAUCCUCGUGUUUACCAAUUGGUGAACAUACCGCAACAACCGUUCUCAGCCCUGUUGUUGUAUCAAAGGAGUAUACUGUCUGCUCAUCAGCGAAUGUAACAGAUGUAUCGGAUAAUCUUACAAAUAACUGGGCAAAUACUACUACUUGUGAACCAAAUAUUCAGGCAGCAAAAGAAUGUGCAAUUACGGAUGACAAUUUCGAUUCUGUAUCUAAAGCGACAGACGAAAAUUUAAUGGAUUUAGAGCAAGUUAUUUCAUCACACUCAGCUUCAUUACCAGCUGUUGACGAUGAGUACUUUUUAAAAACUUCCGACAAUUUUCAUGUCGAUACAGUAGUGAACAUUGACCUUAGAUGUAUUUCUCAUUCAGACAAAAUUCCUUCUUCAACAGAUAGUGGCGAGUUAGUGUCUUCGAAAACAUCUGCCAUGUGUUCUGCCGAACCAGAUUUCCCUGAUGUUUACGUUGAUGUUUCUGACGUAAACGAUAAUACGAAUUCUGUGAUACUACCACACGAGUCAUCAAUUAGUGUCAAAGCAACAACAACUCAGUUCUCCGCAAAUACGAAACUUAUAUCUUCUGUAGUGGCGUCUGCCGAGAGUUCUAUUGACAUCGAGUGUGAAACAGAGAUUCAGAAAGAUGAUUGUUUCAUUCAGUCUGCUGAUGACGAUAAGAAGUUUAAGACAGCUACAUCUGUCUCCCCUUUAGUAGAAGACUCCACAUUCAAAGAGCCAUGUGAAUCUGAAAGUUCUCCACUUACUAAGGCUUCUAUAAUUUCUGAGUCACCAACAAAAGAUGAUGCUCAGACUAAGAUCAGUAAUCAAGAUCGAAAUUUACUCCUCACAUUGGAGCACCAUAAUGAUAGUUUAGAAGAUCCAGUUGAAUCCAGUGGGCAUUCUCCUUCUAUUCAUUCAUCUCAUAGAGAAGACGAUGAAAAAGUGUAUAACGAUGCUGAUUAUGCGGCCGCUGCAGUUGCUGCUGUUGAUGAUGUGGUGUAUGCACUAGCUGGUAAUCGUAAACCUGAUCCAUCUUUAACUCUUGACCCGGCCUUAGAAGGCACAGGAACAGAUCGUCUGUAUAGUUUAAGCUUAGCUCCAGUUCAUAAUGAAUUCAGUAAUUCACAGAUGAAUAUUUCUAAUCCCGACUUGUGCAACACAAGCUUUGUGAAUACUAACAAAAACUCAGAUCGCGUUCGCUUUCAUCACUCUUUGGUGGCCAACGAAUCUUCAGAUGGUGAAGUUUGUUCAGAGGAUCACUUAUCCAGAAGCUUGUCUAAUGCUUCUCCUAAUAACUGGAAUAAAACGGAUGUGAAGGGUGAAUUCUUAUGCUUAUCAUGCAAUAAAGCGUUUUCACAAAAGGCUUUACUUCUGAAACAUCGAGUUAUGCAUGAAGAACCAAAACAUAUGUGUGACACUUGUGGUCGCAGCUUCGUACGAGAAGACAAGCUUAAACGUCAUGUUAUGUCUAUCCAUACAGCUGAAAAACCUCAUGUUUGUCAUAUAUGUAGUAAAGCUUUUUCCCGCAAAGAUAAACUUAAAGACCAUUUGAAACAUCAUGAUCGUGCAGCUAGGAAUUUUGAGUGUCAACAGUGUCAGCAACCUUUUGUUCAAAAGUCUGAUCUUAACAGACAUAUUCGUGGAGUACAUCAAGGUGAACCAGGGGUUGGGAUAAAUAUGGCAGUAAAACGGAAAGCACCAGGCUCUGCGCCAUUGCGUUUAUCUAAACGAAAAUCAAAGUCAACAACUGAUAGUUCUGAGUCUAACAAUAAUGAGACUAAAGUGGCAAUGUCAUCAGUGGAAAAUUCACAUAAUAUUCCCACCAAUAUGGCUAUAAAUAGAUCACAUAAUGGAAAAACUGUUAGUGGUGUACGAAAAAAUGAUAGUACGGAAUCCGAUAUCAAAAUAAAUAAUCAAAUAGCAUCGAUCACUAGUGGAACUACUGUGUUUACUCCAGUCUCAAUGAUUGCAACCACAACGUCGGCAUCAUCUGCAGUUAAUUUCACCCCUCUAACUGUUUCACUAGCACCUACUGGUAUGACUCAAACAACUCAUCCGAUUUUUGCAGCUAAUGCUUCUGGUCUAAUGUUUCCUACAAUGACUGCUCAUCAUCAUCUUGUUCAACAACAACAAGCAGCGACUGGAACUGUCAUGUUACCAAGUGUCAGUGUAGCUUCCGUAGCAGCAAUGCAUCCAUCAGGAAUCGCCUUACAACAGCAACAACAUCAACAAUUUUUUGCCAUGGCUGCUAUGCCAGCUCUUGCUCAAUCAAUCACGGUCACACAAUCAUCUAAUGGUGUUCAACAAGGUACUAAUGUUCAACCUACACAGACUUCAAUUCAUUUUCAACCUGAAUUGAAAACAGUAGCCACACCUUCAGGUCCUAUGAUGGUAUUGACUCAUAUAGCUGCCCCAAAUCAGUCCGGUCAAGCUCAUCCAUUGACUAGUCAAACAAUUUUCCCUCAAGUUGUUGGAUUUCAUGCCACUGCAGCUCAACAACAACAACAACAACAACAACAACAGCAACACCAACUCCAACAAUUACAACAACAACAACAAGCAGCAGUUGUUCAACAUCAACAACUUUUACAACAGCAGCAACAACAACAACAGGCUAACUAUGCAGUGGCAGCUGCUGCGGCUGCCGCUGCCGCCGGAACACAUUUAGUUGCAGUCUCUAAUCAUGGUAAUUGUAAUCAAUCAACUGUCAAUCAAACACAACAAUUCCAAAUACAACAACAACAACAACAGGCUGUGGCUUUGGCAGCUCAUCAACAAGCAGCGCAUGGUUUUAUUUUCCCUGCUGCUGGGGUUAGUGGUAAUGUUAACUCGGCAGGUACUAUUGCAACACCGUCUGGUCCAACUACAUUCUUUUGUCAUCCACAGGAAGGAAUGGCUGCUGGUUUGUUUCUGGCUUCUUCAACUGAUCCAACUAGUUUUGCAUUAGCAGCUGCUGCUCAAGCGCAAGCACAAGCAGCUGCAGCAGCUGUUGCUGUUGUCCAACAACAACAGCAGCAGCAGAGCAACGUUAAUGCUGUUAAUGCUCAGAACAAUUCUUCGAUUGCUGCUACACAAUUACAACUAGUAACAGGUUAUUCACAGGUGGCGGCUGAUGCUCAACAAACUGUUGCACAACAACAUUUACAACAUCAACAGCUAUUGUUACAACAGCAACAACAUCAACAGAGAUUAGCAGCAGUGGCAGCUGUAGCAGGAGUUUCGCAAACUUCAUCAAUUGCCAAUCCACAUUCCGGGGUGUUGAUGUCAUCGAACACCACUGGUACUAUUAUUAAUGCUGCGAGUGCUGCUACUGCUGGUGGUGGUAGUAGUACACCAGCCACCUCUGUAAUUGUUAAUUCAGUUCAAGAGGAACAACUCAAUCGGGUUCAACAAUCCGCUCAUUUUUUAAUUGGACAACAAGAAACAACAGGAUCUAAUAGAACAGUGAAUAAUUAUCAACUGGCUGCAUUUACAAAUGCAGCAGCUGCAGCAUUAUAUCAACAACAACAGCAACAUCCAGGUUUCAUGCUUGCAGCGGCUGGAAAUACUGGCGUCACUAAUACUAAUGCAGCAAUUGUUUCCAGAGGAACAACAGCAACUGUAGCAGCUAUGGCUUUACAUCAUCAUCAACAACAACAACAGUAUCAACAACAAGCAGGUCUUAUGGCGGCAGCAGCUUACCAUCAUCAACAACAAGUAGCUCAUCAUCAGGCUUUACAACAACAACAACAACAGUAGUAAUAGUAGUGAUGAUGAGUUCAAAUGGAAAAAAAAAGCUUAUAACAUUUUGACAUACUCAUGAAGUUAGUCAUCUAUGUAUGUAUAUUGUAUUUAACUAACUAUUAUUAUUGUAAUUUAUUCAAAUGUACUUUCUUGUUUUGUUUUUUAUUAAAUUAAUAAUUUUCUCGUAUUUAUUGGAUUGCAUUUGUCAGUUAUUAUUAUUAUUUUUCAUUAUUAUUAUUUCAUAAACUCUUGUAGUAAAGAGAUAUGUUGGUGGGUGAUUUAUUUUUCAUUUUCACCUAAUAUCCUUCAUAUAUAUAUAACGAUCUAAUCUGAUAUUCACCGUUGUACUAUUUCCCCCUUUUUGUAUAAUUUUCUCUUGAACUUAUUUUCACAGUUUCUUGUAUAUAAAUAUAUAUGUUUCUGCGUAUACUCUAGACGUAGACUACACCCUAAUAAGUAAUCUUGUGACUGGUAAUGGUUUUUGUUUAUGAUAAUAAUAUUAGUUGGUGUGGUUUUUUAGAAUAUUUAUAUUCGUCUACGUGGUUGCCAAUAUAAAACACGUUUGACUACUAUUAAUAUUAAUCUAACACACCACUAUGUAAUUGUUUGUUUGUUUGAGACACUACCCUACUUAUUUCCUUUUCUACAACUUUUGUAUCUAUUGCAAUUGUUGUCAUUAUGUACCACCUUUUAAAUAAGAAUCACUAAUAAUGUUUACUACAGUAAAUAAAAUACCUUUCUACUUUGGUUAUCUUUUCUUUUUUGAUACUGAUGGUCAUCCUACGAACAGUUUCAGUGAUUAUUAUUAUUGUCGCUAUUAUUCACUAUUUGUACAUGAUUUUAUUCAAUCGAAUGCUUUGAUUGAUAGCAAACGGUCAGUUUUUUUUCUUCACAAACAUCUUGUUAUUAUGCUUUUUUAAGAUUUGUAAAUCUCCUAUCUUCCUAUCCGCCUUAUUAUACUUUUUUACGCCUAUCUUAUAUGACAAAUAUCAUUCAGCGUGUUUCCUUAUCCGUCUAGUAAUGCUGAGCGGGUUAACCUGGAUAUUUGUGAUCGCGUUGUAUAUUCUGAGUUUGAGCAGUAUUCUGUUAGUCUAGAUUUUUGUAUUGUUCAAUUUUCUGUCUUUUCCAUAAUUGUUUUGUAUUUGUCUUUCUGUCUCCCUCUUUCAUGUAUAUAUAUAUAUAUAUGUUCACUUUCUUGACGUUUUCCUCAAAAGAAGUGCAAAAGUAGUAUUAAAUAAUGCAUAGCAAACUAUAUUCUACAAGAUGACAUCCAUUUUUUAAGGAGCUUGUAAAGUAAAUUCAUAAACGUAUCGUUCUAUGUUCCAUAAAACAUUUGCUAGCCAGACAGGUUUGUGUGCAUGUUAUUCUGUUGCAUUUUUCUUUCUUGCUUUCUUUUUUCACCAUUAUUAUGCAUUGUAUUUCAUCUAAUUUAUAGAAUCAAUAAUAAUGAUAAUAAAUGUUUCUUUUUAAUGGUUAAUGUUCUAUUGCUUGUCUGAACCUUAUCUAGUCUUUACACUUGAUUUGCAUGCAUCUAUCUGUGCGUUAAUUGAUGUGUUUCUAUGUCAGCCCUCAGCGAAUAGAACAAUUUGUUUUCUUCUGUCGUGUGUCCUCAUCUUAUUUUGUUUUUUUUUUAAAAAUUUGUAAAUGCAUAACGUAUAUAAUUAGGGAUUGUGAAAAAUUAAUAUUAUGUAUUUGUUAUCAUUAUUGUGAGUUAUUAUUAUUGCCUUAUUUUCUACAAAUGUUGGUAUUUUGUUUCUUCUCAUGUUUUCUUUUGUUUCAAUAACGAUUAUGAUGAUCGGCAUGCGUCUAUUAAUGUAUAUAUACAUGACUAUAUGAGACAAUACAUCUACGUAUAUAUUCUUUUUUUUAUUAAUUACCCUGUGUUAGUAUUGUUAUUGAGUUUUGCAUUGCAGACGAUUGUUCAUAUCAAAAACCAAUUCUAGGUAGACAAUAAUUAAAAACCAGGAAUCACUGGACUUCUCUUUUGUCCUAGUAUGCGAUUCCGUGAUAGUGGGUAUCCACAAUCCCUCCUGCGAGAAUCAGGUCCAGAAUCUUGAAGUAUCACAAGGAGUACCCAACCUUUAGACCACCUUCGAACCGGGAUCUAUUAGUUUAAGUAGUAGAAAGAACAACUACUUGGUUCUUGGUUUUCAAUAGUUGUCUAAGAUCAGUCUGAUGAAACUAAGUGGUCUUCACAAACCUGUGUAGUAAUAAAUUCUAAAUACUUCCGCUUUACAUUGGUAAGUGACGUGAUCGGUUUACAUUUUGUUUAUGUGUCUAUCUCAAAAUCCAGAUUCUUAUCUGUCGUCCGAAAUUACUUGUUUUGACUCUGCUUAUGUUUGAGUGUAUUUGCUUUCUCUCUGUGUAAACACGAAUUAGUAAUAUGCUAUCUUCUAAGUGAUCUAUACUUUAUUAUGUAAUGGAAAAUAAAAGAUUGUCUUAUAUUUGUCAUUAAGUUCUCACAUAUCUGACGUAUGCUGAGACCACCGAAUGAAUGAAACCGACUUUAGUCAUAAUGUAUUAGGUAAAAAGUGCAAAUCGGUCAAAGAGGUUCUGAGUCUUCAGUUGAUGUGGUUGAGACAUGAAUUCCAUCUUCUGAAUCGCCGUUUACUUCAAGGGUAAUGUCUGUUAUAGUGGUAAGCUAGAGGCGGCUUAGUCAAGAUAUUACACUAAUUUUUAAAGUGAAAAUUGAACUUAAGUAGAUGGGUACAAACUAUCCGUUAAGACUCCACGGAUUUGUCAUACUCAGUGGUUGGAGAUAGGUGAUAAUCCUACGUAACGGUGUAGAAAUAUCCACUUUUUGUACGGAGUGUUGAAAUCUUCGUAAACUGUCUUACUCUUUCUACACCUAAUUGAUCUUAUUAUCGUUGAUACUCUCACUUCUAAUACUUUGUGAGUAGAGAUUUUUUUGUAUCUUUAGCUAUGAUGUUCUGAAUUGUUGGUUGAUAUUCAAAGGUCAUCUUUGUGGAUGGUUUCGGUUGAUUAAAUUCUUGGGGUCGUAGUUGAUUGGAAUGAUUUUUUGUCCUCAGAUCUUCAUACAGUGUAUUUAUUGCUAACAGAUGAGGGACGCUUGAAACUAUUCACAACCUUAAAAACAUAUCAACAGUUUAUGGUAUGUUUCUUGAAAACCGU
Messenger RNA from Schistosoma haematobium, 15543 nucleotides. RefSeq lists its product as uncharacterized. The record is from RefSeq and is a predicted model, not a curated record. Bases 8149 to 12426 code for a protein of 1425 amino acids. Gene Ontology annotation, biological process: regulation of transcription by RNA polymerase II. The transcript is spliced from 6 exons. Lineage: Eukaryota; Metazoa; Platyhelminthes; Trematoda; Strigeidida; Schistosomatidae. Gene Ontology annotation, molecular function: RNA polymerase II cis-regulatory region sequence-specific DNA binding; DNA-binding transcription factor activity, RNA polymerase II-specific. Gene Ontology annotation, cellular component: nucleus.